AUGCGAGGCACAGGGAAGCCUGCGGCUGCUGCCCCACCCCACCCGCCCCCCCUGGGUCCCCCGUGCAGGUCGGCUGACAUCGCCCUGGUAGCCGGUGGCAAUCGGAAGCGCUGGAUCAUCGCCACGGAGAACAUGCAGCCUGGGGACAUCAUCACAAACUCCUCUCGCAUCAGCAGGAUGGCAGUGUCGGCCAAUGAAGGGGACGCCUACCCGCUGGGGGCUCUGCCUGUCGGCACGCUGAUCUGCAACCUGGAGAGCCACCCCGGGAAGGGAGCGCAGUACAUCCGGGCAGCCGGGACAUGUGGGGUGCUGCUGAGGAAAGUGAACGGGACGGCCAUUGUGCAGCUGCCCUCCAAGAGGCAUAUGCAGGUGCUGGAGACCUGCGUGGCCACGGUGGGCCGCGUGUCCAACGUCGACCACAACAAGCGGGUGAUCGGGAAGGCGGGCCGGAACCGCUGGCUGGGCAAGCGCCCGCACACAGGCUUGUGGCAUCGCAAGGGUGGCUGGGCGGGCCGCAGGGCUCCCGCACCCCCACUCAGGCUCUAG
This is a messenger RNA of Nipponia nippon (crested ibis), 546 nucleotides long. The record is from RefSeq and is a predicted model, not a curated record. Lineage: Eukaryota; Metazoa; Chordata; Aves; Pelecaniformes; Threskiornithidae.